CGAACUAUACUGCUGACGUGCCGGAACGGUCACAAAAUUGUUUACGCAUAGAAAAUAUUAAAUAGUGGAAAAUCUCAGCAUGUUGGAUAUACAGACACACAUGGACUUUGUUGGUCAGGCAAAAGCUGAACGCUGGUCGCGGCUAAUAAUUACUGUCUUUGGAGUAAUUGGCCUUAUCUACGGCGCAGUGGUGCAGCAGUUCUCCCAAACUGUUUAUGUGUUGGGCGUGGGCUUCCUGCUCUCCGCCUUGAUUACAAUUCCACCCUGGCCCAUAUAUCGUCGCAAUCCCAUGAAAUGGCAGAAGCCAGUUCUCACAGAUCAGAAGACAAAAGAUCCGAAGACAAAAGAUCAGAAGACAAAAACUAGUGACUCCAGCGAUGAGAAAGAAAAGAAGAAGAAGAAAUAGGCAUUUAGAUAAAGUUAAAUUCAGUUUUUAUUGCUCGCGUUUAAUAAAUUAACACAUCUCUAUAUGGGA
Molecule: messenger RNA, 475 nt
Organism: Drosophila busckii
Lineage: Eukaryota; Metazoa; Arthropoda; Insecta; Diptera; Drosophilidae
Gene: Spase12
Product: signal peptidase complex subunit 1
Exons: 3
Coding region: 80-406 (108 amino acids)
Biological process (GO): protein targeting to ER
Cellular component (GO): signal peptidase complex; endoplasmic reticulum membrane
Source: RefSeq, a predicted model, not a curated record